Messenger RNA from Phytomonas sp. EM1, 1500 nucleotides. NCBI's taxonomy places the organism in Eukaryota, Euglenozoa, Kinetoplastea, Trypanosomatida, Trypanosomatidae. The record is from the annotation of a GenBank genome assembly.
AUGUUUAUUUACGGAAAAGAUCAACAGGCCUUUCACCUCGAGCGAACUCAGGCGGAAAAAUGGUUUUCCCGGGUCAACAUUAUUCUUCUAGCGAUACAGCUGAUUUGCUUCAUUUCCUCGCUUGUUCGAUUUGGCAUUUAUUCCUCGAACAUAAUAUCGAACAGCUUUUUUUUUCGGGCGCAAUUGCGUAUAAACUAUGAUAUCCUGGACAAGGAUUGUGUGUUCCAUGUGAAAGAAUCGCUGGGCGUUUUCCGUAACCUGGAGUACGACGUGUCCGUUAAAAAUUUGGGGUACAUUAUCGACCGAAAUGCGUUAGAUUUGCGCUACUUAUGGGCGGUCACUGGUUUAUGCUUUUUUUUGAGCGUAAUUAACUUCGUUUGGUAUGAAGUCAAUGCGCAUGAGGUGCGCUAUCACUUUGUCGUAUUUCAUAAGGAUAUGAUCACAACGUGGCAGGUGAUCCUCUUGGUGAUAGGUAUAAUCUUUACCUUUCCGGUACAACGACAAAACAAGCUUUUAGAUGAAUUUUAUUUACACUGUGUUGAAAUCCCUGCAGGUUAUAAGAUUCAUUACAGUCCAUUGGCGCCGCUAUUUGAGUUUUAUAUAUUCUACAUAGCGAGUUUUGUGAUACUAGCCUUUAACGGCCUGUUUGCAGUGGCUAAUUUGUUGCGAAAGAACCCGCGUAAGGUCUUUCUACGCGAGGAGGCGGCGCAAUUGGAGAUGUGGAGGAAAAACAUGCAGACACAGGGGCAGAGACCGCCGGAUAUGAUGCCGUCUCAGGGGAUGGCAUCACACGAUGGCAUUGCCCCGUUGGCAGGGGACCAUGCCGGCACCGCGCAAAGCACUGCCUCGCUCAACCGCCUCCCGCCUCACCCGCCAUCCGUUCAGCACCUGAGCUCCGUACACGAGUAUUAUGGCGCUGGGGAGGAUAAAAGUGGAAGCCUUACCGGGACUCAUGAUGGGUUGUUGUACUCAACAAACCUCAAUAUAAACCACUCUGGCGAAAAGCAUGAUGUUCCGGGGAAAAAUGCUAGACCAUCUGAGAAAAUCCCGCGCAUGCCCACCGCGGCUGAUAGGAGUCAGGUAGAAUCGCAUCUUCUUGAGCAGCCACAGGACCCGCCAGCGCACCACCAAUUACCCAAGGAUAAGCCACCAGCCGCUCAUCCAAACCGAGAGGGAGCGGCGGCUUCAAAGGCGGCAGUCCCCGAUGAACUCUGCAAGGUGCUGAGCUUAUAUGAGGACCAGAACGAUGUUGUUGUGGAGGAUGAUAAAUUACAGGAUACCAUCUUGAGACGGCGCUCCCUUCCUACCUUCCAAAGCAAUCGAGAUAGCCAUGAUCGGGAUAUCGCUGAAGGGGAGAGGGAUCUUUUUCACAAUCCCCCAUCGAGCGUGCCGCAUUCGCCGCAGCCCCAGUAUCCCGCUUCUGAGGCUGGGAAGAACUCUGGAGAUGGUAGCGACAUGACCAGAACUACCCACGAGCGCGGCUCCAUCCAUCACGGGUGA